AAGUGAAAAAUGAAAAAGUGAAAGAUGAAGAAGUGCAAUUUGAAGAAUUGCAAUAUGAAGAAGUGCAAUUUGAAGAAUUGCAAUAUGAAGAAGUGAAAGAUGAAAAAUUGCAAUAUAAAGAAGUGAAAAAUGAAGAAUUGCAAUAUGAAGAAGUGAAAGAUGAAGAAGCGCAAUAUGAAGAAUUGCAAUAUGAAGAAGUGAAAAAUGAAAAAGUGAAAGAUGAAGAAGUGCAAUUUGAAGAAUUGCAAUAUGAAGAAGUGAAAGAUGAAGAAUUGCAAUAUGAAGAAGUGAAAAAUAAAAAAGUGCAAUAUGAAGAAUUGCUGAAAGAUGAAGAAGUGAAAGAUGAAGAAGUGCAAUUUGAAGAAGUACAAUAUGAAGAAGUGAAAGAUGAAGAAUUGCAAUAUGAAGAAGUGAAAAAUGAAAAAGUGCAAUGUGAAGAAUUACUGAGAGAUGAAGAAGUGAAAGAUGAAGAAGUGCAAUUUGAAGAAGUACAAUAUGAAGAAUUGCAAUGUGAAGAAUAUGCUUCAGGAUUUUCGUAUAAUGAUUUGAGAAAUAAUUUGAACCCAGAUCUUUCCACCUUGAAUGAAAAUCAAAUCAUCGAUUUAAUAUAUUUUCCGUGUCAUGGGAAUUGCAUUCAAGUAAAUGAUGUUUCAAACGUAAAUGUACUUUUGAAUCCAACUUUAAAAACCAACCAAAUUUCACUUGAGAAUAAAAAUAGGCAGGCAGGAAACUGUGAAGAAUUUGUGUCAAUUGUGUCAAAUUAUUUGAAUUUCAAAUCAAAUAGCGAUUGUCAAAGUAUUAAGAUCAGAUUAACGAAGCAUAAGAAGAAAGAGCAUGAUGUGAUCAUUCGUAACGCUUACGAUAGUUCAUCACCGACGUCAAGAACAUCGAACUCAUCACCGAAAACGUUUUCAUUUAAGGUUGAUAAAAAGGUUUCUAUCAAAACCUGUAAGGCAUUCACCUCGAUGUGUGAUAAGAUGAUUACAACGACAUGUUCUUCUUCAAAGAGCACAAUCAAGAAUAAUAGUUGUUCACAAUUAUCAUCAAAUCGAUUUACAUCGAAAUGUUUUUGCGAUAAUGAUAAAAAAUUUUCAUUUUCAGAAAAGAUUUCAGAAAUGUUACAACCAAGUAACAUUAAAGUUACAUCAGAUCAUUGUAGAUUUAAUUGUCAUGAUUAUCAAAGGGUGUGUAAUGAAAAUUGUAAAGUGAUCGGAAAACCAAUUAUAAAUUUUUGUAAUUAUGAAUAUCGGGACGACACAUUUAAAAUAGGUUGUAUUUGCGAUGAUGGAGACAAGGGAUUUGAUUUUACCGAUAAAGCUUCAAAGCCUUAUGAUCAAAAUAUUGAAAGGACCCGCUCAGCCACGAUUUGCGCUCCACCAACAAUGGAUUUUACAACAAUCGAAAGCACAAAAGUAUUUGAUUGUCUUUAUGUUGCACAACAACCUUUUUAG
Molecule: messenger RNA, 1451 nt
Organism: Funneliformis geosporum
Lineage: Eukaryota; Fungi; Glomeromycota; Glomeromycetes; Glomerales; Glomeraceae
Source: the annotation of a GenBank genome assembly